Messenger RNA from Penicillium macrosclerotiorum, 1896 nucleotides. RefSeq lists its product as uncharacterized. Gene Ontology annotation, molecular function: transmembrane transporter activity. The transcript has 2 exons. The record is from RefSeq and is a predicted model, not a curated record. The coding region runs from base 1 to 1896 and encodes 631 amino acids. Gene Ontology annotation, biological process: transmembrane transport. NCBI's taxonomy places the organism in Eukaryota, Fungi, Ascomycota, Eurotiomycetes, Eurotiales, Aspergillaceae.
AUGCAGUCAUAUCUGCAGAGACGCCGGAUUUACAAGCAACUCGAGCGGCAGAUCGUGGUGAAACAUGAAGGCCCCGAGGACGUCUGGACUUAUGAGCGUCGAUACUGGUAUCCCGAAGGAGGAGGCCUGUCCUCUGACCCCCGCGAUCCGGACAACGGUGCUGCCGCCGAGCGGCGCAGAGAACAUGGCCAUCAUACGAGAAUCGGAGGCCCGACCCUUGCACCGCGCCAUACGGCCCGCUUGCACUUGGAACCGGAAGGAGAUGCUGAGCGUGCCGAUAUUCAUCCGGAUUUUCAAGCCGACCCGUAUACUAUCAACACGAGAGACUCGAUAGGUGGCAGAGUCGAUAUGAUGGUGACUGGCGUGGAAAGAGCCCGGCCCGGGGACGAGCAGUCUAACGCCACUGUUGGCACUGCCUCUGAUGAAUUGCAUGAUAGAGGAACCGAUACCGACAGCAUUGACGAAAAGGAUAGGAUCAUCGUGGUCACUUAUGAAGGGGACACAGACCCAAUGGACCCUCACAACUGGUCACUUACAACUCGUUGUCUUUGUACAACGCUUCUCUCUCUCCUCGGCGCGAUUACGCUGUGGUCAUCGACUAUUGAUGCCACUGCCCUGGUAAGGACCAAAAUACUCUAUCAUACCAGUUUCGAGUUAGAGACUGUACCAACUGCCUUGUAUUUAAUUCUACUGGGAGCAGGUGGGAUCAUCGCAGCCCCAGUGUCUGAAGUUAUUGGUCGAAAUCCGGUAUACAUCUCGUGUACGCCUCUGUUCAUGCUCUUUGAAAUGGGAUCGGGUCUUGCUCAAAAUGUCACCCAGCGGAUCGUUUGCCGUGCCCUGUGUGGGCUUUUCGGAUCAGCACCAUUGGUGUGUUCUGCAGGAGCUCUAGUCGAUCUAUGGUCGCAGAUUGAGCGCGUGUACGUAUUCCCAUUCUAUGCCAUUGUCGCAUUUCUCGGUGCUACAACAGGCCCCGCGCCUGGUUCAGUGAUAGUCUGGGUUCAUGCUGUGAGCUGGCGCUUCGUGGACUGGAUGACCAUUAUUAUGGCAGGAAUCAUCCUUGCACUCACUUUACUCUUCCUGCCCGAAACUUACAGCCCAGUCAUUCUGCAAUGGAAGGCAAGACAACUCCGUCGGCUUACGGGCGAUGAACGGUACCGCGCCCCAGCAGAGUUCAGAAGUCUGCCGGUCAAAAAGCGUAUUCUGCACGCGCUCUACAGACCAUUAUUAAUGUUAUGGUCAGAGCCUAUCAUUAUGAUGUACUCCGGUUAUCAAUCGAUCAUCUUCAUCGUGCUCUAUACCUUCUCGGCCGGCUACGUCGACAUCUUCGAGAAAGUCUACAAGCUCAACCAAGGCCAGGCUGGAGUUGCCUUCCUCUCUUUUGCAGUAGGUGUCGUUCUUUCGGCAGCCUUCAUCCCAGUGUCAAUGAAGCUCGUUCGACGGGACAUUCAUCGCUGCCGCGCCAAGGGUCACCUCCGGCCCGAACCAGAGUACAACUUGUACCUCGGGAUGAUCGGGGCGCCGUUCAUUCCGAUCUCGCUCUUCUGGUUGGGCUGGACAGCAAAACCUAGUAUUUCUAUGUGGAGUGGGCUUGGAGCCGCAGUCGUGUUCGGCUUUAGUGUUCUCUGUGCCUUUGUCUCGACAUAUCAGUAUAUUACAGCCACCUUCGAGAAAUACCCAGCCAGCGCGCUGGCCUCGAUUCAACUGAUGCGGUUGACUGCGGCAGGUGUGAUGGCAGUCCUCGCACGGAUCAUGUAUAAGAAUUUGGGUAUACCUUGGUGCUUGACUCUACUCGGGUUGAUUGCGACGGUGUUCUUACCAGUGCCUUACUUGCUAUACAUAUGGGGAUGGAAAGUACGACAAUGGAGCCGGCAUGCACUAAGCGAGCACACUGGGUGA